AUGCCAGCUCCAUACGAAAAGGGUUCUGAGAAAAAAGGUGCUACUCUCUUUAAGACCAGAUGCUUGCAAUGUCACACCGUUGAGGAGGGUGCUCCUAACAAGGUUGGUCCUAACUUGCACGGACUUAUUGGUAGAAAGUCUGGUCAAGUCGAAGGUUACUCUUACACUGAUGCCAACAAGAAGAAGGGUGUCGAGUGGACCGAACAGAACUUGUCCGAUUACUUGGAGAACCCAAAGAAGUACAUUCCAGGUACCAAGAUGGCUUUCGGUGGUUUGAAGAAGGCCAAGGACAGAAACGAUUUGAUUACCUACUUGGUUUCAGCCACCAAGUAG
Molecule: messenger RNA, 333 nt
Organism: Meyerozyma guilliermondii ATCC 6260
Lineage: Eukaryota; Fungi; Ascomycota; Pichiomycetes; Serinales; Debaryomycetaceae
Gene: CYC1
Product: cytochrome c
Exons: 1
Coding region: 1-333 (110 amino acids)
Biological process (GO): mitochondrial electron transport, ubiquinol to cytochrome c; mitochondrial electron transport, cytochrome c to oxygen
Cellular component (GO): mitochondrial intermembrane space
Molecular function (GO): heme binding; electron transfer activity
Source: RefSeq, a predicted model, not a curated record